AUGCCUUCAGCCCUGAACACUGCUCUGAAAUCCUACAAACGACCAGAACCUAAGCAUCGUAGAGAAAUGGUCCGAAUCAUAGUCAAGGCUGCCAUGAAGAAAUGCAGUCGACCCUUGAAAAAACACCUGGACAUAAUCGCACGCAAGAUAGUCAAGGACCACCCAUGUUUCAAAGACGUUAUUGAUGGGCGCGUCAUCGGAACUGGACACGAGUCCCUGCUAAAUCAGCUCGUCUCAAGGGUGGAAAACAGCGUUCGCCCAGAAAAGCCAUCUGGCUCUCAAAGGGAAGAAAAAAGAAAGAAAAGGCAGUACGGAUGCCUAAGCCCGUGCGGACCUGACGAGGCCGAUGAUAUUUUGAAGGAAAAACAAGCUAAGCUCAAGGAACUCUAUCAGCAUGGAGAAAACCAAAAGUACGAUAUACUGGAUCUUAUGGAGAGCACGUACUCACUGCAGAGGGCGAACAUUGAUUCUGGCGUAAUGAACGUGGAGGACCUCAAGGAGGCUUGGCCUUUCCUUUUCCAGCCCUUUGGUUUAUUUCAACACUUCAGACGACUUGUGUCCGUUGAUAUUGAAAGUGCUCUCAACGAUUCACUGCCAAGCAAAGCUCAGAAGAUAAUGGAGUUUAUGCAGUACAAGAAACUGGAGAAGAAGAAACUACUUACCGUUCUUCAAGAACGUGCGGGCCAUCCCGAAAGUCCGCAAGCAGACAUGAUGUGUGCAAUCCUGCUUCUGGUGACAUACUUCGGCGAAAAAUUGGAACUGCUACUUCUUCACAGUGAGAAAGACAAGGCAGCCACCGAAGUGACGCAAGGAGCAACACCUAUCUCGCCAUGCAUCAUUGCUCAUGGAGAUAGCAUUUACAUAACGAAAAGUUACUCGCUAUCAAUCGACGAAACCAUCGUCAUGGAGGACCUUCACCUCUUUGAAAGAUCCCUGGCCUCACUGUUCAGUGCCUACUACGUCUUCAACGUCGCCUACCCGGAGGAGAUCUGCGCCACCUUAGAGUUUAUUCAGAGGUGUUUCGUGGGCGUCAACCCUGAUAGGGGAAAUCGUCGAGAGAAGAAGAGGAAAACAUGUGUCCACAAGAAAGUUCUCAGGCUCAUCGCAGACAUGGCGGAGUUUGAGUGGAGUUGCAAAUAA
Messenger RNA from Ixodes scapularis (black-legged tick), 1140 nucleotides. RefSeq lists its product as uncharacterized. Bases 1 to 1140 code for a protein of 379 amino acids. Lineage: Eukaryota; Metazoa; Arthropoda; Arachnida; Ixodida; Ixodidae. The record is from RefSeq and is a predicted model, not a curated record. The transcript has 4 exons.